This is a messenger RNA of Sphenostylis stenocarpa, 1224 nucleotides long. NCBI's taxonomy places the organism in Eukaryota, Viridiplantae, Streptophyta, Magnoliopsida, Fabales, Fabaceae. The record is from the annotation of a GenBank genome assembly.
AUGGAAAACAGUUUGAAAAGAAAGUCUCGAGACAAUGGAGACCAUUUAAUCUUCAACAGCUUUUCUCUGGAUGACCUUAAUGAAGAUCUCUUAGAGAGGGUACUUUCAUGGCUACCAACUUCCUCGUUCUUCCGCCUUACUUCAGUGUGCAAGAGAUGGAAGUCAACAGCUGCAUCUGUGAGUUUCAAGCUUGCCUGCUCACACAUUCCUUCCCGGGAUCCUUGGUUUCUGAUGGUUUCUCCCACCCUCAACCAAUCUAUUGUCUUUGACACUGCUGAAAACAGUUGGAAAAAACUCAAUCACUUGCGUCUUCCGCUCGAAGACUCUAACAUAAACUGCAUGCCUGUUGCAUCUUCUGGUGGCCUGGUUUGCUACCGCAAACCUUCAGGAAACUUUGUUGUAUGCAAUCCAGUGACAGGAUCCUGUAGUGAGCUCCCUCCAUUGCAUUCUCCCUCAGAAAAUCAGCCUCUCAAUGCCGUUGUGAUGAGUACAACUUUCAAAGAUCAAAUCUCCUACAAGAUUGUGUUAGUCUUCGGUGAACUCCCUAAUCUUUUGUUUAAAGUCUAUGACUCAGGCUCUGGCUGUUGGGAAGAUGAGACUGCACUGAGGAGGGAGGUUGAUGAUAAUUCCAUUGAUUGUGACUCAACUGAUGAUGACAAUGUUGUGUAUUUCCUUAGUAAGGCUGGAACAGUGGUGGCAAGUAGCAUGCAGAGGAGCCCAUCUAAGCAAUAUUCAUCGGUUAUUACCAACAAAGAUGGUCAGGAGAUGGUGUACUUUCUCAGCUCCUCAGGGACAGUAGUAGCUUGCAAAUUGACAUCCAAGUGCUUCUUUGAGUACCCCAGGUUGUUGCCUGUUUUCAGCGAGUACUCCAUUGAUAUUGUGGAGUGUGGCGGUGAGAUUCUGGUUGUUUUGUUAUCAGAAUUCUUGGAGAGCACAAGCCUUAGGGUGUGGAAAUACGAUGAUGCAAAUCGAUGCUGGCAACAGAUUGCUGCAAUGCCUGCAGCAAUGUCUCAAGAAUGGUAUGGAAAGAAGGCAGAUAUUAACUGUGUUGGAGCCGGGGAUAGGAUAUUUAUAUGCUUGAACUCCCCUGAGCUAUGCACUUACAUUCUGUGUGAUUUGGUGACCAACAAAUGGACCGAGUUGCCUAAAUGUUGCUUGAAUGGAGAAGUCAUGGAGUUCAUGUCUGCCUUUUCAUUUGAGCCAAGGAUAGAGGCUUGUGUAUGA